AUGUCUGAAUCAGUACCAAAAAGUGGUACAAGCGCCGAUUAUGGCAACAACGACAUUCAGAUCAUAUCUGAUGACGAUGAGGAAGAUCAAAGGAUUAAGAAACGGAAAAUAGCACAACGUGGUGCCGAAGAAAUAGGGACGUUAAAAUUGAAGAAAUCGUUAUUGAAUGUACAUUUCGAGUGGGACAACACAGAAAAUGGGUUUAUGUGUAUUCACUGCAGAAAUAUUAUGAAAGCAGACAAGUCCGGCUCAACCUCGAAUCUUGGAAGGCACAUCAAGCGAAAACACCCCACAAUACAUGCGAAUAAUAUCGAGUCACAAAACAAAAUCACACAAUUUACGUAUUCUGUUGACAAAGAGGUCAAAUAUUCACAAGAAGAGUUUGAGAAAUCUCUCGUGAACUUCAUUCUUCUUUCUAGCCAACCAUUCACUUUAGUUCAAGAAAAAUCUUUUAUUGAGAUGAUAUAUAAAUGCAAUCCCAAGACACAAUUACCUAGCGCCACCACAAUUAAAAGACGGAUCACAGAACUUUACGAUAUAGAAAAGAAUAACCUAAAAAAUUUAAUACAAUCAAUUGAAUCAAAAGUUUCUUUUACGGUGGAUGUUUGGACGUCGAAAACGCAGGUUGCGUUUCAAGGCGUAAUGAUGCAUUGGAUUGGCAAGGAUUGGACUCUGAACGAAUUGCCUUUGGAUUUGGAUAUCCUUCAUGGAUCUCACACCGGCGAAACCCUGGCGACGUCAUUUAUGAAUAUUUUAAAGGAAUUUGACUUGCACAAUCGUAUUCUGGCGAUCACAACUGACAAUGCGUCCAAUUGUGAUACUUUUUUCUCAAACAUUCAGAUGCAGCUUGAACUUAAGGGCAUUGAAUUUGACAUUGAGAAUCAAAGGGUGAGAUGUUUAGCACACAUAAUCAACCUUGCAUGUAAGGACGCAAUUGCAUUUCUUAAAGUUGGGAAACCCAGUAAAUUCAAUUCAUCAGAUCAGUCCGAGGUGGAUGAAGACGAAGACGAGAAUAAUUUGCACCAGGACUACGGCGACAUAAUUCCGACUGGUUCUAUUCUUCAAAAGCUUAUUAAAGGGCCAUUUGAAAACACACUCAGGAAUGACAAAAAGUUGGCAUUACUAAUACUUGCGGAGGACGAGUGGGGGAAGGUCCAAGAAAUGCUUGUUUUUUUAAAGCCGUUCAAAAAGACGACUAAUUAUCUUCAGGAGGGCGUAAUUCCAACCAUGGCAUUGUCAGCCUUAAUUUAUCAAAAGUUGUAUGACCACCUGGAAAAUUACUCGAAUGAUAAUACACACUCAGAGUGGAUCUUAGUGGCUGCCAAGCAGGCGUAUGAUAAAUUAAACAAAUAUUAUCCAACUUCAGAUGGACUGAAUAGUAAAGCAAUGUUGGGAGUCGAAAUGCAAGCCAAUUUUGGGAAGAAUCGAGCCAACUUGUCAACGUCAGAACUCUGCAGCGUCCUAUUUUGA
Messenger RNA from Folsomia candida, 1470 nucleotides. RefSeq names its product zinc finger BED domain-containing protein DAYSLEEPER. The record is from RefSeq and is a predicted model, not a curated record. The coding region runs from base 1 to 1470 and encodes 489 amino acids. NCBI's taxonomy places the organism in Eukaryota, Metazoa, Arthropoda, Collembola, Entomobryomorpha, Isotomidae. Gene Ontology annotation, molecular function: DNA binding. The transcript is spliced from 10 exons.